Drosophila takahashii is the source of this 1447-nucleotide messenger RNA. RefSeq names its product mitochondrial ribosomal protein L38 (gene mRpL38). Gene Ontology annotation, cellular component: mitochondrial large ribosomal subunit. The record is from RefSeq and is a predicted model, not a curated record. Lineage: Eukaryota; Metazoa; Arthropoda; Insecta; Diptera; Drosophilidae.
UGGUCUGGUCUGGCAACGCUAGCAAAACGCACUAAGAAAAACGCUCAGCUAAUUCCAAAAAACCAUGUCGUUUGGUAAUUUAUUAAUGAAAAGCGGCCUAAAUCCGGGCGUGCGCGGUGCCCAGGCGGGCGUCCUGGUGGCGGCCACCCGGCAAGGACACACGAUCCGCGGCAAGGCGCCCGGCGUGGCCAGAACGCUGGAACAGCGGGUGCAAGAGGAGACUGCCAGGGAUCCCGAGGUGUUGGCCCGCGUUAACAUCGGUUUCCCGCAGCUGAGGGAUUCCCGCUCGGCGCAGCUGAAGACGCGACUGGAGCAUUUGAAGGCGCAGCGGAGCAGCAAGCAACUGGAGCAGCUGGCGAGGAGCAAUAAGUUAAUCAUCGACCUGGAGCAGGUGCAGCGCACGUAUGUCAAGACCACCGGGCAGCACGAUCUACGCCUGCUGGCCGAUCACUACGGCAUCUUCGAGCAUCUCUUCGGCAGCGCCUACUUUGUGCCCCGCGUGCCGCUGAGCAUUGCCCACCAGCUGGCGGGCGACCGGCUGGCGCCCGUCUACAAUGGCAACGUGAUCAAGCCGGCGGAGGCCUCCCGGGCGCCGCAGAUCAGCUUCGAUGGUCGGGUGGAUCCCAUUACGGGUCAGGAGGCAGCUACUCCUAGCUACUGGACCCUCGUGGCCAGCAAUCCCGAUGCCCACUACACAAAUGGCCAGGCCGAGUGCCUCCAUUGGUUCAUAGGAAACAUACCCAAUGGCCAGGUGAACGAAGGCCAGGUGCUCGCCGAGUAUCUGCCGCCGUUCCCGCCACGCGGCGUUGGCUACCAGCGCAUGGUCUUUGUGCUCUACAAGCAGCAGGAGCGCCUGGAUCUGAGCCAGUAUCAGUUGGCCAAGGAGGACUUUAGCAACCUGGAGAAGCGCAGCUUCAGCACCUUGGACUUUUAUCGCCAGCACCAGGAGCAACUGACGCCCGCGGGCCUGGCCUUUUAUCAGACCAACUGGGACGAGUCGCUGACGCAGUUCUACCACGAUGUUUUGAAACGCAAGGAACCCGUCUACGAGUACGACUUCCCCAAGCCCUAUUUGGCCGACCAGAAGUUCUUCCCGCUGAAGCAGCCCUUCAAUCUGUACAUGGACAAGCACCGCGACCAAAAGCAGCUGAAUAAGGAGUACCUGGAGCGCAAGCUGGCCAAAACGCAUCCCUUUGAAGGGCCGGAAAAGCCGCUGCGCUUUCCCAAUGCCCAUGCCAUACGCGAUGUGCCCUCCUGGCUGAAAACUGAGAUUAGGAAGCAGCGUUUGGGCACUGGACGAGUGCAGGAUUACUAGAUUGUUGUUUAAUAGUGGUUAACAAGUUUUGGUUUCUCUUUAUUCACUGGAAGUACAUGCCUCAAACGGGAAACUACCAACUACAUGGUUAUAGCCUAAAUAAAUAUGGAGAAUCGUGUGAUGCGUUAACAA